Molecule: messenger RNA, 2256 nt
Organism: Trypanosoma cruzi
Lineage: Eukaryota; Euglenozoa; Kinetoplastea; Trypanosomatida; Trypanosomatidae
Exons: 1
Coding region: 1-2256 (751 amino acids)
Cellular component (GO): cytoplasm
Molecular function (GO): protein binding; ubiquitin protein ligase activity; zinc ion binding
Source: RefSeq, a predicted model, not a curated record
AUGGUCCCAUGUCACAACAAGGACGCUGUUGGUGCGGCGGAAAUACGCGUUGCGGUGACGCACGCCGGGCAAAAAAUGGUACUUGUUUUUCCCGCCGCGACUGCAACGGUUGGUAACUUGAAGAAUGAACUUGCGCGGCGAAGCGGGGUGCCGCGGGAAAAGCAACGAUUGAUGUUUGGUGGGCCGGUGCUUAAGCGACACCGUCGUGAAGGGCGCAAUGAGGUGCGCCUGAUGGAUCUGAUUGCUGCCGAGCCUCCGGGCACCGCUGGGGGCGGUGAGGCGGGAGCGUCAUUGCCCGCUGUCACCAUUCCGGUCAUGCUGAUUGGGUCCGCCACCGCCGUUCCGCACAUAAACGAGGAGGCAAUGGCGCAGCUGCAUCGACUUGUCUCAACGACAGUGGAAGUUGAUAGCCGUUGGUACCGUUGCAGUUACAGCAAGGGAUACGCGCGGCAGGUUGCCUUUGUCUGCCGAACAUGCGUGCGGAGUGGACGAGCGAACCCGGCACACGCCAUUUGUUACGCCUGCGCGGAUGUCUGUCACGCCUCGCAUGACGUGGAGGAGUGGGGUGUGCGUUAUUACAUGCGCUGCGACUGUUGCACCGCUGCGUGUUGGCACAAUGUCGAGAAGAACAAUAAAGAAACGGAAAACAAAAAUGGCGAAGAGACGCCACAGGGGGUGCAAGGAGAAGGAGAAGAACAAGAGCAACAGCAAUGUUGUUUUAUUGUCGAUUCCGCAACAGGUCUGCCCCCGGCGACAUCUGUGGUUCCAAUGAAUAGUAAAAAUCGCUACCCGCGCACGCUAAGCUCGUGGUGUUACUGUGAAUGCGAGGAAAACUCCCCCGCUGAUGACGCGGACGGUGGCGGUGUUGUCUGCAUGUUGUGUGCAUCGUGUUACUGGAGUUCACAUAUGACGCGUCUUUGUAGUGACGCAUUCCGCCGCGUCCCGUGCUAUGGCGAUGUGUUUGAGGGUGUUUUGGUUGCCUUCUUGUGCCGCACGUGUGACACACUUGUCUGCACUCCCUGCCGGCUGCGCUGUCACAAGGAUCAUGACGUGGAUCCGGAGUAUAUUUUCCCUUCACGGAAGGACGGCACCGGGAAUGGAGCCCCGGAGGGUGUGGAGUUCAGUUGUGGAUGUCGCGGCUGCUGCUCCAUCGCGGAGUUUGUCCCCGAAGAGGAGGCGGGCGACGCUGCUCUCUACAUGCCGAUGCCGUCGGAUGUCGCCAUUGAAAUCAUGAACAAUGACCCAUUUAUGGGUUUUAUUUGUGCGCGGUGCAUGCAGGAAUACCCAUGGAUUCUGGAAAACGACCCGAGGCAGUGUUACGGCGGAGAGUUGCCGGAACGGGUGCCGGUGGAACAGCACAAACGCAUUGUGUCAUGUGGAAUGGACGCCGAUGCUCCGUGUCCAAGUGAUGUCUACCCGUUCCACGGCAUGCUUUUCCCGGUAGAUGCGUUCACGGAGGAAAUGACGUGUAAAUGCACACCCUGUCGAGAAGCGUAUGAAAGAUUUGUCCCACGCGCCACCACUGCUACCAUCAACGAGAUGAUGUUGCCGUUGCAUGACAACUGUGAUCACUGUGGAAAUACGAUCCGAGAUGAGCAAGCCUUCAUGUGCCAGACGUGUGAGCUGCAACAUGAUCGAACCUUCUUUGUCUGUCGGCGCUGCAAUCGUCUUCGCCUAGCGAAGGGACUGCCUCCCCUGGGAGGGGCUGGUAGUAGCGCUGGCGGCGGUGAUAACCAAAAUGGCCGGACCUCCUCCACGCAUGAAGCUAUAGACAUAAACCCCUCCGUAUUUAACGAUUAUGAUGAUGAUGAUAAUAAUAAUAAUAAUAUGGCUCCUAAUGAUGAUCAUGACGUCGCACCAUGGGAUCACCCGAUUUCUCACGUGUUUAUGGAAGAUACAUAUGAAAAUCUGUUUAGUCUGUGUGGCAUGCAAAUCAUGCACAACUUGGAUGCGGCGUCGCAGGCGUAUGUGCUGGAGAACAUAGAUGCCACCGGUGCCUCGUUUGAGGGGGCAGUGCAGCGUACCUUUGGUCACACACCGCUGGUGUUUGACCCGGACGAGGUGGCCAAGCACCACCAGCAACUUCUGCAGCAGAAUGAAGAGUCGAACGACCAGAACUGUGGGGCCAAUGCAUCCGCAGUGUCCCGUCAAAAGCGGUCACGUGGAAAUGAAAAUGGUGGCUCAAACAAAAGCCGAAACAUCGAUGCUGAAGGGCACAGCAAAGAGGAAUUAAGUGAGAAGGACGGGGAGGAGUGA